AUGCUUUUUAUAUGGAAAUGUCAAUUGUUUAUUGUGGUCUUGCUGUUAUUGGAACAAACUGCUUUGGGUCAACACACCUCUUUGGUCAGUUUUGGAUCAAAUUUAAGGAAUUUUCGUGCCAUUUUUCUUAAUGUUAUGGGUAGAUCGGGAGAUGAUCCACGCAAUUUAGAAAUGUCACAUCGGAGAGGGAAAACCCAAAAAAUGGAUCGUGUAUCACGCUCUCUAUUGAAAUUUUGUGAUGCCAAAAAUGGUCCCGGUAAACGUAGCGCUGAGCCUCCCACCUCUGUACAUCGUUUGCGUCCGGGUGAUAUUGAUAUUAUAGGUGCCAUGGGUGAUUCUUUAACAGCUGGAAAUGGCAUUUUUGCAAAUAAUAUUUUGCAUACUGUACAAGAGAAUCGUGGAGUUAGUUGGUCAAUAGGUGGCCAAGGUACCUGGCAGCAAUAUUUUACUUUGCCUAAUGUCCUGAAGGAAUUUAAUCCAAAUUUAUAUGGUUAUGCCUUAAAGGAUGGUUUGAGUACAGAGAGGACAUCACUAUCUAUCUAUUCCAUUUUCAGAUUCAAUGUCGCCGAAUUGGGUGCCAUGUCGCGUGAUAUGCCUUAUAUGGCGAAAAUUUUAGUAAAACGUCUCAAACAUGAUCCUCACGUCAAUAUGACCCACCAUUGGAAACUAGUCACUCUCCUAAUAGGCAAUAAUGAUUUCUGUUCUGAUGUCUGUUUUUAUCCGAAUCCCAUGAAAGCUAUUGAAUAUCAUGAACAAAAUAUGUUGAAAACCUAUCGUUACUUAAGGGAUAAUGUGCCACGCUUAAUGCUAAAUGUAGUGCCCGCACCCAAUUUACUGUUAUUGACCCGACUCAAAGGUUUGCCUCUACAGUGUAGCACUACUCUGAGAUUUGAGUGUCCCUGUAUUAUAGGUAAAACAAAGAAACAAAUGGAAUAUAUGGGUAAAUUAAUGGAUAAAUGGGUGGAAAAGGAUAUAGAGAUUGUUAAUCGAAAGGAAUUUAAUUCAGAGACUUUUACCAUUAAUAUACAACAUUUUACCAAGAAUUUUAUUUUCCCUACUCUGGCCAAUGGUAAUACCGAUAUUUCUUAUACUUCCGAGGAUUGUUUCCAUAUCAGUCAAAGGGGUCAUGCAGCAAGCGCCAAUUCCUAUUGGAAUAAUCUUUUUGAAAAAGCUGGCGAAAAGUCCUCCUUUUCUCCUAAAUUAUACUCGAAAUUAUUGUGUCCCACGGAGGAGCAUCCCUUUAUAAUGACACGUGUCAAUAGUCGAGAUGAUUUCCGAAUUUAAAAUUUUAACAAAAUUUUUUUAUAUUUGCUCUAUAACUGUGAUAAUGACUUUAGUCUUAUAUUGUAAUAUUUUUAAUACUUUUAAGAAGUAAAAUAAAUAAAUUAAUUAAAUUAAUAAAAAGAAAUAAUUGGAUUUUCAAAUGAA
Lucilia sericata (common green bottle fly) is the source of this 1428-nucleotide messenger RNA. RefSeq names its product phospholipase B1, membrane-associated-like. Gene Ontology annotation, biological process: phospholipid metabolic process. The record is from RefSeq and is a predicted model, not a curated record. Gene Ontology annotation, molecular function: glycerophospholipase activity. NCBI's taxonomy places the organism in Eukaryota, Metazoa, Arthropoda, Insecta, Diptera, Calliphoridae.